Cutaneotrichosporon oleaginosum is the source of this 732-nucleotide messenger RNA. RefSeq lists its product as uncharacterized. NCBI's taxonomy places the organism in Eukaryota, Fungi, Basidiomycota, Tremellomycetes, Trichosporonales, Trichosporonaceae. The record is from RefSeq and is a predicted model, not a curated record.
CUUCGAGUACUUUCCCCUCCAACUAGUUCAGUCACCCUAUUGCUUGACUCACACAAACAUGGACAGCGACAGCGAAGAAUACGCGCCCAUCCGUGGCGACACGGGCGAGAUCGAUAACAUGAUCUCGACCAUGCGUGACUUCCGCGGCAUGCUGGACACGGAGAAGGAGUUCGCCUCGAUCUCGCAAGCCGAGAAAGUGGUGCUCGCGAAGGAGAUGGAGCGGAGCGCGAUAACCGGCAAGCUGCAGGACGAGCUGGACAUUCUGACGGACCGGUACGAGGCGGCUGCCCGCGCCGCUGAGCGCCCUGCGGGCGCACUCACCGCUGAGGCGUAUGAGGCGCGUGUGCUCGACCUCGAGAAGGACCAGUAUGCGAGCGGCAAGGCGGUGAAUGAAGAAGCGAACGGGGUCGCGCAGCGUGAGGCCGAACUCACGCGCGCACGAGGGGAGCGGGACGAUGUGCGCAAGUGGGACCCGACGGCGGGCGCGACGGACGCGAGCAAGGUCCUCCGCCUUCAGCUCUUCGCGCAGCUCGGCUUCCGCGCGCUCGAGGGUGGCAAGAUUCUCGUGUCUAACAACUCGGCGCCUGAUAUCCAUGUCGUCGCGGCUGCUGACGACCGCGUCGCUACGGCCAACAAGUUGUGGGCCUUGGCUGGUUAGACGUAGGCCUUAGGAGACGGGUGGCGCCAUGUUGUAUGUUCUGUAGCUAUGAUCAAUCAGUGAGGAUACGUGUG